AUGGGAGUUGCUUCUUCAUCUGCCAGGAUCAAGCGCCUCGUCAGCAGGAACAGUAAGAAGAUCAAUGACAUGCAGAAGGUCCGGGAUAUUCUACUCAGGUAUCCGCUCAAACUGCCUAAAACCCAUGAUCUACCCUGUGAGGAGGCUGUUGAGAAGCAGGCAAUCACGACUCGUCUGCAAAGCCACGAACAGUCAAUCAUGGAGCUGACUCAAUGUUGCAAGUUACGUCCAAGAGAGCUAAAGAGUCGUCUGCUCAAGCAAAGAGUCCUUAAGUUGCGCGAACUGCCGAUCCAGAAGUUGGUGAUAGCUCCGCUGGUCAAGUUCGACACUCAUGUUGAAGCUACGGAGGCAUCCAAGCAUGAGAUUGUUGCUAAUGCGUACAAGCUGGGAUACUUGGAUUGCAAGAAUAGUGCUUCUCCUUGUUGUCCUCUUGAACAUGAAGACGAAGCAGUUGAAGAGAAGAUAGCAGAUGAAGCUGCAAUGGAAAAAGACAACUCCCAAGGUGGCGUAGCUGAUAAGGCUAGACCAUAUGCGAAGGAGUAG
This is a messenger RNA of Prunus armeniaca (apricot), 543 nucleotides long. NCBI's taxonomy places the organism in Eukaryota, Viridiplantae, Streptophyta, Magnoliopsida, Rosales, Rosaceae. The record is from the annotation of a GenBank genome assembly.